GCAGGCAGGGCAGGUGAGGCAAACAGCAUGGGGAAGAUUGUCUUCUAUGAGAACAGGGAGUUCGCUGGGCACCAUUUUGAGUGUUCCAAAGACUGUGCAGAUCUGCUAAGGAGUCUGAGCCGGUGCAGCUCCAUCAGGGUGGAGAGCGGCUGCUUCAUGAUUUACGAAAAAGCCAACUACACUGGGAACCAGUACUACCUGAGCAAAGGAGAGUAUCCUGACUUCCACCACUGGAUGGGUGUCAGCGACUCUGUCGGUUCUUGUCGCCACAUCCACACGGAGCCUGGUUCAUUCAAUAUGUGCUUGUAUGAGAGGAUUGAAUUUGGUGGCCAGAUGAUGGACCUGGUGGACGACUGUCCCAGUGUAGUGGACCGCUUCAACAUUCACAAUAUCUUCUCUUGCAAUGUUCGAAAGGGGAACUGGCUCUUCUAUGAGCACCCUCACUAUCGAGGCAAGAUGUAUCUGAUUCGACCUGGAGAGUAUAAAAGGUUCAGUGAGUGGGGCGGCAGGAGCGCCAGAGUUGGCUCCAUCAGACGCAUUAUGGACUAUUGACCUACUGCAGGGGAAUAUAGGUAGCACAGAAGACUGUUUUUUGUCAUAUUUAUAUUCAUUUUAGCCUUAAUUUCCAGAAAAAAACUUUACUAGUAUAAUGCAGAACAUUGUCUCUUUGAAUUGAGAAAAACUUCAACAAAAGCAACAAACAAAUAAUAAAUAUGUUCACCUAUCAUCAUACAUUAUCUCACUUCUAACGAAGCAGUUACAAAAAGGAGUCUCCAAUGUCCCUUAGGUUGUAGCCACCACCACCACAAUGAAGAGGGAAUACUAAAGAAAAACACAGUUAUUAAACAUCUCAUCAGUUUCUUUUUUACUAAUAGUCCUAUCAUAAUGUUGAUAUCGGCCUUGUUUUUUAAUAGUGUUGUAAGACACAGCGAUAGAACAAUGACACACCACCAUCACCAAUAUCAGAUGCUGUACUACAAACAGUUUCAGUUCUACCUAAGCCAGGCUGCCAAGUACAAUCAACAAUAAAUAUACCUCACUGAAUUAAAAUUAUGCAGAGGCUCAGCAAAGAGCCAGUUCUAACAUUAAUCUCAUGUCAAAUUGCGCAUGUGUUCUAUCUGCACUGAUCAAAUUAAUAAAGAUAACUGUUAUUUAACUACUUAGGGGCAAAAAUAGACUGUAUAAGGCGAAAUCAUUGAUUCCAGAAUGUUAAUUGUGAAAGAAAAAAAAAAUAAAAUUAGUCUGUGACCACCCAGUCCUGAAAGAACAA
Poeciliopsis prolifica (blackstripe livebearer) is the source of this 1270-nucleotide messenger RNA. RefSeq names its product gamma-crystallin M2-like. The transcript has 3 exons. NCBI's taxonomy places the organism in Eukaryota, Metazoa, Chordata, Actinopteri, Cyprinodontiformes, Poeciliidae. The record is from RefSeq and is a predicted model, not a curated record. Gene Ontology annotation, molecular function: structural constituent of eye lens. Bases 28 to 552 code for a protein of 174 amino acids. Gene Ontology annotation, biological process: visual perception; lens development in camera-type eye.